Ilex paraguariensis (yerba mate) is the source of this 1144-nucleotide messenger RNA. The record is from the annotation of a GenBank genome assembly. NCBI's taxonomy places the organism in Eukaryota, Viridiplantae, Streptophyta, Magnoliopsida, Aquifoliales, Aquifoliaceae.
ACAAUCUAGGGCGACCCAGGUGACGUUACUCUCACCCACCCUUCCCCUCUAAAACUAUAUUUCACCACCUCAUCCCAUUUCCCACGCACAGCCGCUCCCCAAACCCUAACACCCACCCCAAAACCAGAGGGGAGAGAGAGAGAGAUUCUGCAAUGGGUCGUGUGAUCAGAGCACAGCGUAAGGGAGCAGGCUCUGUCUUCAAGUCCCACACCCACCACCGGAAAGGCCCAGCUCGUUUCCGUUCACUCGACUUCGGCGAGCGCAACGGUUACCUGAAGGGCGUCAUCACCGAGAUUAUUCACGACCCAGGUCGAGGCGCUCCGUUAGCCCGGGUCACUUUCCGCCAUCCUUUCCGCUUCAAGCACCAGAAAGAGCUCUUUGUUGCCGCCGAGGGCAUGUACACCGGCCAGUUCGUGUACUGUGGCAAAAAGGCCAAUCUCGUGGUCGGAAAUGUCUUGCCUCUUAGAUCUAUUCCUGAAGGUGCUGUGGUGUGUAACGUUGAACACCAUGUGGGUGAUCGUGGUGUGUUUGCUAGAGCUUCUGGGGACUAUGCGAUCGUGAUUAGUCACAAUCCAGAUAAUGGGACUAGCAGGAUCAAACUCCCAUCUGGAUCCAAGAAAAUUGUGCCUAGCGGUUGUCGUGCCAUGGUUGGCCAGGUUGCUGGAGGAGGACGUACUGAGAAGCCACUCCUUAAGGCUGGCAAUGCAUAUCACAAAUACCGUGUCAAGAGGAACUGUUGGCCCAAGGUUCGUGGUGUUGCUAUGAAUCCGGUGGAGCAUCCCCAUGGUGGUGGUAACCACCAACAUAUUGGUCAUGCUAGCACAGUUCGUCGUGAUGCACCACCUGGGCAAAAGGUUGGUCUUAUUGCUGCUAGGAGGACUGGUCGGCUCCGUGGACAAGCCGCUGCUACUGCUGCCAAAGCUGAUAAGGGUGCUUAGUGAAACUUUUAAGGAUGGAUUAAUUUUUGUUAUUGUUUUUUCUAUUUAUUUGGUUUGGAUUUUGCAUGUUCACUUGCUACUUUGCUGUAGUAAAGAAAUACUCAGUUUUGAUGGGAACUUCUUUAGUAAUUUUCCUUUUGUCCAUUUUGAACAAGUAUGCCUUUGCCAUUUGUUAGUGAUAAUAUCAAUUGAGGGUUGUGGUCAUU